CGGUUUUGAUGGAUUCAAAGUCAAUGAACUACAUCUUUUCUUUUCUUUUCUUUUUUUCUCUUUGUAUCGAGUUUUGAUGGAUUCGUCUCUGAAUCCAAACAAGCAUCUCAAAGAAGAAUUCGUAAGCAAUCUAGAUGGAUCAUCUAUUCUGGAAAUCGCAGCACUAUUAACCAUUGUCCCUCUUUUGGUUCUUAUUCGCUACUCCAUUGGCUUUCGCUCUAGAACCGAUAAUAACAAUGACAAAUCCGUUUCAUCGAAGAAAAACGACGAUGAGAUUGUUGUUUCCAGACAAUGGAAGGCUUACAGUUAUGCCAUAUCCUUGGACUUCAUCUUCAUUGUCUUCCCCAUGCUCUUGUUCUUCACCGUUCUGUCAGAAUGGGUUUAUCAUGGGGUAGUUUUGUUAUCUCUUCUGUUGCUUGUUCUUUCUGUGACUGCAAAAAAAAGGUCUUCUUCAGGGUUGCAGAGAGGACAGUCUCUCUCGUUUAGAGCUAAUGUCUCUUCCUAUAGAGUUGCUCUGAUGCUGAUUACAUGCUUGUGCAUCUUGGCUGUUGACUUCACUAUCUUUCCGAGGAGGUACGCUAAGACAGAGACUUACGGUACUAGCUUGAUGGAUCUUGGGGUUGGCUCUUUUGUGUUGGCUAAUGCUAUAGUAUCUCGGCAAGCUAGAGACGUCUCAUCAGGAAACUGGAUUAGUGGACUUAAGGCAACUGCUCCUCUGCUCUUACUCGGGUUUAUUCGUUUAGUUACCACUUCAGGUGUGGAUUAUCAGGUCCACGUUACGGAAUAUGGACAGCACUGGAACUUCUUUUUCACACUUGCAGCCAUAUCAAUUCUCACAUCGUUUGUUAACAUACCAGCUAAGUACUGUGGAAUCCUAGGUUUCACUGUUCUUGCAGGGUACCAAACUUGGUUGGUUAGUGGACUGAACACAUAUCUACUUUCCCACGAAAGAGGAAACAACAUUAUCAGCAAGAACAAGGAAGGAGUAUUUAGCACGCUUGGUUAUUGGGGCAUGUACCUUCUCGGCGUUGACUUAGGCUAUCGUCUCUUCUACGCAAAGCAUUCCAAUACUCGAAGCACCACGAUCUCAAUCGCUAGAGUCUUUCUCGUUUCUCUUAUAUUAUGGAUUGUGACUUUACUUGUUGACAACUAUGUGGAGAGGAUAUCCCGUAGAACGUGCAACAUGCCUUAUGUUACUUGGGUGCUCGCUCAAGAUCUUCAGGCGCUGGGUAUAUUUAUGCUUUCGAGUUAUAUACCUAUGAACAAACUCUCACCACUUGAAGAAGCAAUUGACCAGAAUCUUCUAGCUACUUUUCUUCUGGCAAACGUGUUUACAGGAAUGGUGAAUAUGGCCGUAGAUACCAUAUUUGCUUCUCCACUUUCUUCCCUUGUGAUAUUAACAGCUUAUGCCUUUGGUUUAUCUGUUAUUAUCGGAACCAUUCAUUUCUCCGGUUUUCGUUUGAAGUUCUGGUAGGAGGAUAGUACAACAACAUCUUUGUAAACUCUUUUAAUGACAAUGUAAUUGAUUCAGACCUGCUUGUGUUGCAUAUGAAGAGAUGCGCUUUUUUUUUUGGUCCAGUACGGUCUUGUGAAGUCUGAAUAUUUUA
Molecule: messenger RNA, 1607 nt
Organism: Brassica rapa (field mustard)
Lineage: Eukaryota; Viridiplantae; Streptophyta; Magnoliopsida; Brassicales; Brassicaceae
Biological process (GO): protein localization to plasma membrane; GPI anchor biosynthetic process
Cellular component (GO): membrane; endoplasmic reticulum
Molecular function (GO): glucosaminyl-phosphatidylinositol O-acyltransferase activity
Source: RefSeq, a predicted model, not a curated record